AUGAGCUUGUAUGGACGAAGGGCAACCCUGCCUGUGAUUAGCCCAAUCAUUCUGCAAAAACGGGUAAUUAAAGUAUAUAGUGAAGAUGAAACUAGCAGAGCUUUGGAAGUACCCGGUGAUAUAACAGCCAGAGAUCUGUGCCAGUUGCUGAUACUGAAGAACCAUUAUGUUGAUGAUAACAGCUGGACACUGUUCGAACAUCUUACUUGCUUACGGUUAGAGAGAAUAAUAGAAGACCAUGAGAUGGUGGUUGAGAUCCAGUCAAAAUGGGGAAUUGAUGAAGGCAAUAGGUUUUACUUUAGGAAAAAUUAUGCCAAAUAUGAGUUCUUCAAAAAUCCUGAGAUAUUUUUCCCUGAACACCUGGUAUCCUUCUCAAAUGAAAUGAAUGGGGCAAUGAGCCAUCCACAGAUACUUCAGAUGUUUUUAAGUUCCAGUGCUUAUCCUGAAAUUCACAGUUAUUUACAUGCUAAAGAACAAGGGAAAAAAUCUUGGAAAAAGAUGUACUUUUUGUUGAGAAGAUCUGGUUUAUAUUUUUCCACUAAGGGCACAUCAAAGGAGCCGAGGCACCUGCAGCUUUUCAGCGAAUUCAGCAGCAGUGAUGUGUACAUGUCUUUAACAGGCAAAAAGAUAUCUGGACUCCCAGCCAGCUUUGGGUUCUGCUUCAAGCCUCACAAAGCAGGAGGAGCCAGAGACCUGAAACAACUUUAUGCCGACAGUGAACAAAGUAGGACCUGCUGGAUGACAGCCAUUCGGUUGCUUAAGUAUGGGACGCAGCUGUACCAGAAUUACAUGCAGCGCUAUCAAGGUAGAAGUGGGUGCAGUUCUCUUAACACACCUGUGAGAAGUGCCUCAGAGAAUUCUCUAGUGGCCAUGGAUUUCACGGGGCAUAAAUCCAGAGUUAUUGAAAACCCCACUGAAGCUCUUUCGGUUGCAGUUGAAGAAGGAUUAGCAUGGCGGAAGAAAGGGUGCUUACGGCUUGGAACACACAGUAGUCCUGCCACUUUGCAAAAUGUUCUGCCAAAUAUAGCCAUACACAGUGCACAGCCGUGGUUUCACCAUAAGAUCUCUAGAGAUGAGGCACAUCAACUGAUUUUGAGACAAGGACUGGUGGAUGGAAUUUUUUUGGUACGGGAUAGCCAAAGUAACCCCAAAACUUUUGUGCUGUCAUUGAGCCAUGGAUUAAAAAUAAAGCACUUCCAAAUUGUGCCAUUGGAGGAAGAAGGCAAAGUAUUUUAUACUUUGGAUGAUGGCCACACCAGAUUUUCUGAUCUCAUUCAACUCGUGGAGUUCUACCAGCUCAAUAAAAGCAUCCUUCCUUGCAAGUUAAAGCAUUACUGUGCCCGAAUUGCACUUUAG
Molecule: messenger RNA, 1356 nt
Organism: Varanus komodoensis (Komodo dragon)
Lineage: Eukaryota; Metazoa; Chordata; Lepidosauria; Squamata; Varanidae
Gene: GRB14
Product: growth factor receptor bound protein 14
Exons: 13
Coding region: 1-1356 (451 amino acids)
Biological process (GO): insulin receptor signaling pathway; negative regulation of insulin receptor signaling pathway
Cellular component (GO): cytoplasm; plasma membrane
Source: RefSeq, a predicted model, not a curated record